Molecule: messenger RNA, 1586 nt
Organism: Abrus precatorius (Indian licorice)
Lineage: Eukaryota; Viridiplantae; Streptophyta; Magnoliopsida; Fabales; Fabaceae
Exons: 16
Coding region: 16-1416 (466 amino acids)
Biological process (GO): protein localization to plasma membrane; GPI anchor biosynthetic process
Cellular component (GO): membrane; endoplasmic reticulum
Molecular function (GO): glucosaminyl-phosphatidylinositol O-acyltransferase activity
Source: RefSeq, a predicted model, not a curated record
GGUUGCAUAGGAACCAUGGAUCCUCCUCUGCCUAAACCCUCCUUCAACCCCAACAAGCAUCUCAAAGAAGAAUUCGUAAGCAACUUGAGCGGAUCCUCUAUGCUUGAAAUCGCCGCGCUUACAGUAACUGUCCCUAUUCUCGUCCUUAUUCGUCACUCCAUUCCCUCCUUUUCUUUAAAUGGUGCCUCCCUGAAGAAGAAAAACGACGAUGCACCUUCGAAGAAUAGGGGUUUCAAAGCAUACUUAGCUACAUUGUCUCUGGACUUUCUUGUCAUUGUUGUUCCAAUGCUCUUAUUUUUCACAGUUCUUGCAGACUGGACCUAUAUCUUUGCAAGUUUGUUCACAAUCUUAACGUUACUUUAUACUGUAGCUAAGAGGUCUGGUAGUUCAUCUCCUUCUUUUGAAGGGGAGUCCAAUUCCCUUCGAGCAUAUAUUACUUCGUACAGGGUUAUUGUGAUGAUUAUAACAUUCUUGUGUAUCUUGGCUGUUGACUUCAGAAUAUUUCCUAGAAGAUAUGCAAAGACUGAAACUUAUGGAACUAGUUUGAUGGAUCUUGGUGUUGGAGCCUUUGUUUUAGCAAACUCACUAGUUUCUCGGCAAGCACGUAAUGUAAAAUCUGUAAACUGGAAGACUGCAAUAGUUUCAACUGGUCCACUGAUCAUCUUAGGAUUUAUUCGUCUUAUUACAACAGCUGGUGUGGAUUAUCAGGUACAUGUUGGUGAAUAUGGUGUGCAUUGGAAUUUCUUCUUCACACUUGCGGCAGUGUCAAUCCUUACUUCCUUUGUUAAUAUUCCCCCUCAAUAUUGUGGAGUUUUUGGUUCACUUGUUCUAGCAGGGUACCAGUUCUGCUUGGUGCAUGGUUUAAAUCAUUACUUGCUUUCUAAUGAAAGAGGAAGGGAUAUCUUAAGUCAAAACAAGGAGGGGAUUUUUAGCAUAUUUGGAUACUGGGGCAUGUACCUUCUUGGUGUUUAUUUAGGAAACUCUCUUAUCUUUGGAAGCCAUUCCUCUGGAUUUAGAGGUAGCAGAUGGGUUCAGAUGAGGGUUUGUAUUCUCUCCAUCCUGUUUUGGUUGCUAACUGUGCUUCUAGACAAGCAUGUUGAAAGAAUUUCACGGAGAACGUGCAAUCUGCCAUAUGUUACUAUGGUAUUGGCUGACAAUCUACAGCUGUUAUCAAUUCUGAUGAUGGCUGAUCUUGUUCCUGGAAGUAAAACUUCACUACUUGAAGAAGCAUUUAAUCAGAACUUACUGGCUACAUUUCUUCUGGCAAAUGUCCUUACAGGGUUGGUAAACUUGUCUGUUGAUACCCUAUCUGUAUCAUCCAUCGCAGCCCUUUUUAUUUUGCUUGUCUAUGCUUAUAUUUUAUCAAUUGUAAUUGGUAUUGCAAAUUAUUUUGGUAUAAAGUUAAAAUUUUGGUGAAGCAGCCCAUUAUCUAUGCUGUCGUCUGCACUAUUGGUGUUACUAUUUAUUACAAACACAAGAUUUCAUUUUAUUAGUCUUAAAUUGAAUUUAUUAUAAAACUUGUGUGGCAAUUAUGGUUGGUAGUAGAAGUAUGCAUGAUAAAAAAUUCUAUUACCUUAAACUUGAUC